Cucumis melo (muskmelon) is the source of this 1618-nucleotide messenger RNA. Its product is annotated as calmodulin-binding protein 60 B-like. The transcript is spliced from 7 exons. The record is from RefSeq and is a predicted model, not a curated record. The coding region runs from base 113 to 1192 and encodes 359 amino acids. Gene Ontology annotation, molecular function: sequence-specific DNA binding; DNA-binding transcription factor activity; calmodulin binding. Gene Ontology annotation, biological process: regulation of salicylic acid biosynthetic process. Lineage: Eukaryota; Viridiplantae; Streptophyta; Magnoliopsida; Cucurbitales; Cucurbitaceae. Gene Ontology annotation, cellular component: nucleus.
UCUUCUUACCAAACCCUCAACUAACCGAAACACCCCACGUAUCUUCCUCUUCAAUCUUUUUCCUUUUUCCUUUUUUUUUUAAAUCUUCUAACCAACACUCUAAGAAGAUCAAAUGGUACAAAAAUCGAACUCUAUUCCAUAUGGGUUUGCAGUCGGAUCAGCUGGAUCUUUGUCUCCUAAAUCUAUGGCUUUUUUCGAAAAUGUUUUUCGCUCCAUCGUACGUGAGGAGGUGGAUGCACAGCUUAAAGCUCACUCGGUUGAUGUUGAAGAGGGAAAAAAAGUUGGUGGUGGUGGUGGUGGUGGUGAAUCUGGAGGAACAAACGAGAAUUUGAGGCUACGUUUGACGAACAAGAUUCCAUCCAUCAUCUACACUUCAAAUGACAUCGAAGCCGAGAACGGGGAGGAGCUGCGUGUUGAAUUAUUUGAUGUUGUCAAUGAUCGCAUCAUUGACGUUACUCAUCCUUUGUCGUCGGCGUGGAUUGAGAUUGUUGUCCUCGAUGGAGAGUUAUUCGACCACGGCGAAGCAAUAAAUCACUUGGAUUUCGACACAAGUGUUGUAGCUCAAAGGCCGGAAGAAGGACCUUGGUUGGUUGGUGAUGACAAGAGGUUUCGGUUACAAAAUGGUGUUUAUUCCAUCACCAAUUUGUCAUUCACUAGAAACACCUUCAGGAGCAGGACUAAGAAGAUUCGUUUAGGAUUAAGGAUUAUAUAUGACUCCAACAAUAACUACCCCACAAUCCGACCUGCCGUUUCUAACUCUUUUAGAGUGAUGGAUCAUCGAAGCCAACUGAACAAGAAACAUCAUACUCCGAGAGGAGAAGAUGAAGUAUGGAGAUUGAAAGGGAUCGGGCGAAAUGGCAAAUAUCAGAAGCGCCUAACUUCCCGUGGUAUCCUAAAUGUGGAAGCCUUUGUGAAGGCUUAUCAAAAGGACUCUCGUUCUCUAAGAAAGUUGUUAGGGAAUAGACUUUCAGACAGGAAAUGGAAGACAAUGGUAGAGCAAGCUCUUCAGUAUGUUCCUAUCACCAUCCCCACUUUUCAUCCACCAAACGUACAGCAGGAAAAUUUGGAGCAAAAUGCAGGCAUGGAUCAAAAUGAAGCUGUUUUCAACCAAAACAUUUAUGCAAGUAAUGGAAAUUAUGAGUUCCAAGAUCAAACAGUUUUGGACAAUUUUCAAGACUCUCUCUUUAUAUAAUCCCUUAUUUGGAGAUCAUUAUAAUUACACAAUUGCCAACGUUGUUGUCACGUGGAGAAGCUUCAACAUCAAAUGCCCAAAACACAUAAACAAUCAUGUUGAAUAGACAAGUACAUGUAACCAAUACUUCCAAUGGAUCAUGCAGCAAGUUGGUUCCCAAACCUAAAUGAUGCCAAAAAAAAGAGAGAGAGAGAGAGAGAGAGAGAGAGAGAGAGAGAGAGAGAGAGAAUGGUCACAAAAUCAAAUUUGAAAUAUACAUGUGACGAUUAAGAUCAUGCUUUUUUAUUUUUUUACAAAGAAAAAGAGCAAAUAAUCAAAAUUGAGUCAAGACAUGUUUGUAAGACUAAAUGUUCAUGUAUGUGUCAACCCUAGUUGUCUAAUAUAUGUUUACUUUUAGUUUAAGAUACGAUGAAAAUGUUAAGAAUA